AUGGAACACCAGCUUGGAGAACAAUGUCGCCUAUUUCCAGCGUCUUUCUGGCUCGCACCGUACCCCGAGGUCGACCUGGAGGUGAAUGUAAAGGAGUUGGAAGCAGAGGCCGGAAAGGACUGUCAUUUCUGCCAAUUCCUUGCUGCGUGGCGAAUGAAAGGCGACAUCUCGGAAUUUUGCUCAUACAAAAUCAGAAAGCUUGACUGGAGUAUGCCUCUCGGCGGUCCCCGCGGCUUGAUAUACUUCGGGUUGAGUCUCGAGAUAAGAGACCCUUGGCCUCAAUUUCUCGAUGAGGGCGAGGAUCUUCAUAAAUUGAUUGAGUGGCGGCGUCAGAACACCUCACAAAAAUGUGGAACUCUGUUCAGCCCAGUACGCUUGUCUGCACACUUUGGCGAAGCAGCUACUAGAAGCUACCCGUAUCAGCUCCGCUUCGACGUGACGGACUCACUUAUCUGGCUUCGAGACACAGAGAAGAAAAGCCCUGGAAGAAGUUCCUCUGCGUCCUGUGAGGCUAUGGAAUAUAGCGUGGCACUCAUGAAGAUGUGGAUUAGUAGAUGCGAGCAGAAACAUGGAGACGCUUGCCGCGCAGCGUUGACCGCUCAGGACUUCAUACCCACCAGACUUCUUGAUCUCGAAGCAUUCAAACGUGGCAAGCCAUUUACUUACAGAGACGACAUCAAACUCGUUAAUCUACGACUGGACACAAUAGGCCACAAUGACAGACAGCCGUCGUAUCUGACCUUAAGUCACUGUUGGGGACCCCCCGAAAAACGCCCUGCGACUACAACGAGGGCAAGUUUGGUGGCGAAUAUGAAUAGAAUCCUAUUCUCAAGUCUGCCAAAAACUUUUCAGGAUGCGGUCGAAAUUACACGAAGAUUGGGACAGCGGUACCUUUGGAUUGAUUCGCUCUGCAUAAUACAGGAUGAUGAAGCAGACUGGGCGCACGAGGCAUCGCUAAUGGCCAAGGUAUACACCCAUUCUUAUUGUACUCUGGCGGCUCUUAGCUCCAGCGACAGUAGCCAGGGGCUCAAUAUGGUACGGCCGGAUUUCCUUCUGAACCACGAGAUACGAGGCAACCAACACGACAAGUAUCGGGUGCAAGCAUGGAAGGGAACAAGGUCAGGAUGGUCGGGAGAAUAUUACACUUCAAGAGAUCGGAGCCCUCUUCGAUACCGAGCUUGGACGCUCCAGGAACGGGAACUUUCAACAAGAACUAUACAUUUCGGACAUCAGCAACUACUAUGGGAGUGCAUGGAGGGAAAAGCAUGUACCCAGCACCCUUGGCCCUUGUUCGAUCGAGGCCAAAUGACAUUGAGGAAGGCAAUGGCAAGUACGUCCGAGAUCGUGGUGUAUCAACCAAAGGAAAUGCGAAUGAAAUGGCAAAACCUUGUCGAGGAGUACUCUGGCCGAUCAUUGACAAUACCAACCGACAAGCUCAUUGCCCUCUCUGGAAUCGCACAGUCCUAUCAGGUUCUCUUUCCUAACGCAAAGUACGUGGCUGGACUCUGGAGCACCCAUAUGCCCCAAUGUCUGCUCUGGGCCAGUCCUGACAGAUCCGCCAGGCGAGCUUCAGAAUACAUUGCACCAAGCUGGUCUUGGGCAUCGCUAAACAGCUCCUCCUCCAUCAAGUUCUUACCAGAGCUCUUUUUUCAACCUGAUAACGGGUUUCCUGAAGUUGAAGAUAUGAAGGGAUCACCAAAGCAUAACGAUCCUUAUAGCGCUCUUACCGAGGCCACAUUGACGCUGCGUAACGCUCUGCUUGUGCAAUUCGAUUCUGAAAUCAAGCGUCUCGACGAGGUUUCGCGUUUCAGCGGAGGGCCUGAAGAGGAAGAUAAGAACCUAGGAGUCCUGACCAAGUAUGACGUUGUUGCUGGGUUGGCAUACCUUGAUGAUGCGGAUGAGCUGCUUCAUGGGACGGGAGAACUGGUGUGCUUGGUGAUUGGCAUCGAGGAUGUCGGUGGUGACACCAGGAAAACACCUGUAGAGCAUCAUUAUGCAGGGGAAUGGGAAUUUUGCCUUGAAGGACUUCUUUUGAGAAGGGUUGUACAAGAUGAUGCCUCUACAUGUACAUAUCGUCGGGUUGGCAUUGCUCGGUACAUCCCAGAACAUUUCAGAGCGGGCUUGGAACCCGGAAGAAUAACACUGAUAUAA
This is a messenger RNA of Neurospora tetrasperma FGSC 2508, 2151 nucleotides long. RefSeq lists its product as uncharacterized. The coding region runs from base 1 to 2151 and encodes 716 amino acids. The record is from RefSeq and is a predicted model, not a curated record. The transcript has 3 exons. NCBI's taxonomy places the organism in Eukaryota, Fungi, Ascomycota, Sordariomycetes, Sordariales, Sordariaceae.